AUGAGAAAUCAUACAUGGAUUGACGAAUUCCAUCGCCAAAGCCGCUGGAAUCGGCGUAUGAAAGUUCUAAGAAAAACAGGCCUUUUCCGAGCUCGUGGUGGUGAUGUGACGGCCUGGGGUGGCGUGGCUUCAGCCCAGACACGUUCGCCGGCUCGUGUUGGUCGUUUUCCGACUGGUCCCACGACCUGGUGUGGCUAG
This is a messenger RNA of Prunus armeniaca (apricot), 198 nucleotides long. The record is from the annotation of a GenBank genome assembly. NCBI's taxonomy places the organism in Eukaryota, Viridiplantae, Streptophyta, Magnoliopsida, Rosales, Rosaceae.